This is a messenger RNA of Entrophospora sp. SA101, 1923 nucleotides long. Lineage: Eukaryota; Fungi; Glomeromycota; Glomeromycetes; Entrophosporales; Entrophosporaceae. The record is from the annotation of a GenBank genome assembly.
AUGAGUGCAAUAAUACAACGUAUAUUCUUGCAAGAAGAUGAAGAUGAAGAUGAAAGUAUUUUUUUGACUAUUUUAGAAAAUCCAGGUUUGGCUAUCCGUGAUUCAGCAAGAUUAAAUGUAAUAAAUACUUGUCUUAAAAAUCAAGGACUUGAUUCUAUGAUGUCAACAUUAUGCUGUGAUGUUAUUCAAACAUUAUUUGAAACAUUUGAAUUAUCAGAUUUAGCAAAUUAUUUUGGAUUUGCAGCUAAAGCUAUAACUAAUCUUGGAACAGAAGCAUUACAAAAAAUAACUGCAAUUGCUUUUCUUAAAGUAUUUGUUGAAGGAUUCUGGAAUGAAUGUAUUCAAAGACACAAUUAUCAGCAACCAAUAGUUUUCGAUCUAAUGGAAACUGAUGGAGCAGUUUUAAUUAAAGAAAUUAAUGAUUUUAUGAGCAUACCAAAUCCAUUAAUCCAUUCAUUAAAAAUAUAUUUUCUAAGAAUUUUACGUAAUCGGCACAAUCUUCCACUCAAUGACGUAAAACAAUUUUGUAAUAGACAAAAUAGAACACUUCCAUGGCUUGCAAGUAUUGCAUGGGAAGACAAUUCUCAAAAUAGACUUUCAUUUAAUCCUUACUGGGCCUUAGAUAUGUAUGCAGAAGCUGAUAAAGGAUUUUCUAGUUUAUACUCACUUAAAAAUAAAGCACCAAUUAAGAUCUUCCUACAAUCUGUACAAAAAAACGAAUCAAUGGGACAUAGAAUUGCAUUUGGUGGAGUAGUUGUACAACGUAUACAUUUAGUCCAUGCAUCAAAUGAAUGGUCUCUUGAUUAUGAUAAUGCCACCAUUACUUGCAGAAACCAUGCAAUUGCACCUGAUGUAUUAAUUGCCACUGAUGUCUAUCCACAAAAAUUACUAAAAACUCGUCGUCUAUUGAACACAUUGACGUCAAAUUUAGAUGAUUAUAACCUACAAGCAACAGCGUCAUCAUCAUCCAACAACAUUCCAUUUUCAUUACGUGAUAGAAGAAAAUCAAUGGAUUCUUUGUCAUUAACUUCGUCUGUAACAUCGUUACAUUUAAAACAUAUUACCUCCGACACAGAAGAUGAAUUUCAACAUAUACCUAAUAGUUACAAAUCUCUUCACUCGUUAUUUGUUGAUGAUGAUAAUGUGACACAAUAUGGAUCCACUUCAUCUGUCCCUUCUAUAAAGAUAUCUGGACAAAAUAACAAUCAUUCUGAUAUUUGUAAACAGCAUCGUAACUAUCGAUCAGAAUUGGUUCAUACUAUUCUUACUUUGUUAUGUAAAUAUUACCAUUUAUGUAGAUCAAUCACCUUACAGGUUCUGUUGGAGCUUUUAUAUUACAAUGGAUCAGGUGAAUGUCUAACUCCAGAUCAGAUUGAAUUAAUGAAUAAAACUGAAAGAGAUUUACAAGAGAAAUUAAAAAAAUAUUUUUCAGAAUCUUCAGAAUUUCCUUUGGAACAAAUCGAAAAAGCUCUCGAAGAAUCAAUGUUUGGGGGUGAUAAAAAACCAGUUGUAAAAGAAGAUAAUUCUGAAGAUAUUGUUAAAUGUGUCAAAACUCUUAAUUUAAUUCGACAAUCUCGACUAUUAUUAUCACGACAAACAAUAUCCGAAGAAUUCAAUUUUGAAAAUGAUGAAUUAAAUGAAGAUCAAGAAUUGGUAUAUCAUAAUAUAGCAGAUGAAGAAAAAAUUGCAUUAGCAAAAGAAAUGAGCCUAGCACAAAAUCAAGAACAACAUCAUAAACCCCCAAAAAAUCUAAAUGAUCUAAUUACAGAAUAUGAUAAAUCUCGAAAAAAUAUAGCAGCAGAUUUAAAUAAUAAUAAUGAUGAUGAUUCUACUAUUUCUUCCAACGUUGAAGAACUAGAAAUAUCUGUUGAUAAAAGAAAGUUAACGGUUUUAGAAAAACUUGGGAUUGAAUUAAAUGAAUAA